This is a messenger RNA of Lampris incognitus (smalleye Pacific opah), 1804 nucleotides long. RefSeq names its product peroxiredoxin-6-like. Gene Ontology annotation, biological process: cell redox homeostasis; cellular oxidant detoxification. Gene Ontology annotation, molecular function: peroxiredoxin activity. Lineage: Eukaryota; Metazoa; Chordata; Actinopteri; Lampriformes; Lampridae. The record is from RefSeq and is a predicted model, not a curated record. Gene Ontology annotation, cellular component: cytosol; mitochondrion. The coding region runs from base 396 to 1070 and encodes 224 amino acids. The transcript is spliced from 5 exons.
GAGGGAGCGAGAGUAAAUGGAGAUAGAAGUAGAGAGUAGAGAGAGAGAGAGAGAAGUAGAGAGGGAGCGAGAGUAGAGAGAGAUAGAAGUAGAGAAGGAGAGAGAGUAGAGAAACAGAGCCCUGGUCACGUGGUAAAAACCCCUACGCCAUCAGUGAGCGCAUUGAUGCCCAGAAAAGUUGAAACUGAUGCUGUUUACUUAUUUAGUUUACUCUGCUGAUGCUGAGCGGCUCUUCGGCUCCUAGACGUGGAGAGAUGGACUUAGGUGGUGAGGGUCUGGCUGAAUGAAGAAUCUGCCGUCCGCCCCCUUUUUAAACGCCCCUUUACCACGUGACAGCCCGCGGGGCUUAGCCCUUGCCGCCCUGCGGCCGGAACAGGUUCAUCAUUUAGUUCAAUAUGCCUGGACUGCUCCUCGGAGAUGUCUUCCCCGAUUUUGAAGCAGAGACCACCGCCGGCAUUAUCAAAUUGCACGAAUUUCUGGGAGAUUCAUGGGGAAUCCUGUUCUCUCAUCCCAGAGAUUUCACCCCCGUGUGCACCACAGAGCUAGGCCGAGCAGCCAGGCUCUGCAGCAAGUUCAGUAAACGUAAUGUGAAGAUGAUCGCCCUGUCCAUCGAUUGCCUUGAGGAUCACCAUGCCUGGUCCAGGGACAUCCUGGCGUACAACGGUGAAGAGUCUGUUAACUGCCCGCUGCCUUUCCCCAUCAUAGCGGACAGCAAACGAGAGCUGGCAGUAGCCCUGGGCAUGCUGGACCCAGACGAGAGAGAUAAGGAUGGCAUGCCCCUGACAGCCCGUUGCGUUUUUAUCAUCGGCCCAGAUAAGAGGCUGAAACUGUCGUUGCUCUACCCCGCCACCACCGGGCGAAAUUUCAGCGAGAUCCUGCGUGUGGUGGACUCUCUGCAGCUUACGGCAAACAAACAGCUGGCCACCCCCGCCGACUGGCAGCCUGGAGACAGUGUGAUGGUUCCUCCCAACACGUCUGAAGAGGAGGCCGCCUCCCUUUUCCACGCUGGCGUCUACACCAAAUUACUGCCCUCUGGGAAGAAGUACAUGCGCUACACACCUCAGCCAUGAGCCCCGGCUGCCCGGCAUAAACACCGCUCAUACUCAACACUCAAUGAGGCAAUUCUUUUUCUCACUUGGCUGUAACUUAACAAAUAUAGUCUGAUUUUGUAAUCCAAGAAUUCUUGUAAAAAAAAAAAGGAAAAGUGCAAAAAAGGGAAGAGCAAAAAGGGAACAGGAAGUUCUUCCUGUUUUCUAGUUGAAAGUGUGUGGUAAGAUAGAUGAAGCAUUGUAACAUUAAAAAAAAAGUGGUUUAUCAUAUGUGGCAUACAUAUAUAUAUAGGAAAUGUUCUAUUUUUGUGUCUUUUAAGAAAUAAUAAUCCAGGAUGAAAUUGGUGAUAUAUUUUCUCUGGACCAAUCUUAUGUUAGACCAUAGCUAGAGACUAGAAAAGAGGAAGGGUCUCCAUCCCCGCUACGGUGUCGCCUUUAGAGAGUACUAAUGGCAGCAACGCUAUUGCUAUUGACUCAGGGAUGUAGAAGGAUGUCCUGAAAAGGCUGUCACUUUGUACCACAACCUCAGUUAAUUUUGUAUCCUCUUGUUAAAAACAUUAUUAAUUGGGUUGUACUGUCAUAUGAUAUUAAUAACUUUGCAUUGUCCCCACUAAAGGCCUAAAAACACUUUUCUUCACCCUCAAGUCUGGGCUGAAUGGUCUCUGUACUCCAAAGGUGGAGUGUCUUACGUAGCCUAUAUGAAGCCUCAUCCGAUGGUGUCUUGUGUUAAACCAGAAUGACUAAAAGAAAUGUAA